Kalmanozyma brasiliensis GHG001 is the source of this 1671-nucleotide messenger RNA. Its product is annotated as Glycoside hydrolase, superfamily. The coding region runs from base 1 to 1671 and encodes 556 amino acids. The transcript has a single exon. The record is from RefSeq and is a predicted model, not a curated record. Gene Ontology annotation, biological process: carbohydrate metabolic process. Gene Ontology annotation, cellular component: extracellular region. NCBI's taxonomy places the organism in Eukaryota, Fungi, Basidiomycota, Ustilaginomycetes, Ustilaginales. Gene Ontology annotation, molecular function: oligosaccharide binding.
AUGAUGGUCGCUCGUACGGCUGCGGUCGACCCCCGCCGCCGAGGCAGCAGCGUGCUCUGGACCUCCGUACUGUGCCUCCUCGCCCUAUUCUCAUCAAUAGCCCUAGCAGCAUCACCACCAGCAGUCUACGAAACAGACGAGUACAUUCGCAUUCAGCCCGAACUCUCUGCUGCCACCGCCAAGCUCUCUAAUCGCACUGUGCUCGCCUACAUCACGCCGUGGAAUCCGCGUGGGGCGGAACUAGUCGACGAGUACGUGGACAAGAUCGACCUGGUCUCUCCAGUAUGGUAUACGAUCCUCAUCUCUCGCGACUCGCUCUCGCGCUCGACUCAAAAUGGGGCGGAUGCAACCUACGUUCUGUCUGGUGGUCCGCCUUCGAAGACCGAAGAAUCGUGGUUGCACCGCAAGCAGCGGCAGGGGAUCAAAUUCACCCCGCGCUUCUACCUCGACGGAUGGCAGCAGAAGGACUACGCAGACCUCCUCUCCAACUCCGACAACUGGCAACGUCUCGCCGAUGUGAUCACGGGUGAAGCGUCCAAGAUGGGGUACGACGGCGUAGUCUUCGAAUCGGCAGCUAGCCAUCUAUUGUUCGAACCCAUCCGAACCCUCCACUCGGCACUACAGGGGAAGUUGCUCACCGUCGUCCUUCCCCCCUUGCGGACCACCUACUCGAUGGGAGGCAGGGUGGAUAGGACACAGGAAAGUCAAAAUCGAAUGAUCGUACAGUCCAUACCCCAACUUGCCGCCGUGGUGGACUUCUUCAGCAUCAUGACCUACGACAUGUCCUCGGCAGCGGGGAGGGUGAGCGAUGUAGAAGGGAAGGAUUUUCCCACCGACAGCCCUUUGCGUGGGGCCAAGAGGGGGAGUUUGCGCCAACCAGGACCGAAUAGCAGCCCGAAGUGGAUCGAGGAGAACAUUCGGCUCAUCGAGGAAGCGACGAGGGCGGCGGCGAGAGCGAGGAUUAAGACGGCCCAAGCAAAGCGGGCAGCGCAACAGGCAGCUGAGGCCGAAGCGAAGCUCGAAUCCGAUGGAGAAGUAGAGCAGCUUAGGGAUCCAUCCAACCCUUUCCUCUACGACGAUUUCGGGGGGCAGGAGGAGCUCAACGAAGAAGCCGAACGACAACCCACGGAGCAGAUCACGUUGGCGACUUUGGAAGAGCAGGACGACCUGGCAUCAAUACGAGGCAAGCUGCUGAUGGGCAUGCCCAUGUACGGCUACCGCUAUCCGAUCUUCUGGAUUGACAAGUCCACAGGGCAAGGCAUCCCCGUUCCCCCGCCCACCAACGCGUUCGAGGGCAAAGAGCUGGCUAAACGAAGCGACCCUUCCCUCGACACUGCGCUGCUCCCCUUCCUCCGUGGACCAGGCGAGGCGGUGACCAUGGACACAAUCGUCUCGAUCCUCAGCGACAACGAUGGUGCCAUCAUCGACAGUAGGAGCGACGAUGCCGAGGGUUGGUUCGAUUACACCGAGACGGUGACGAGAGAGUCGGUGAAAGGGAGAGAGGCGCACGGGGUCAAACCGGGAGACGAGAUCUAUUGGAGGAUGUAUAUUCCGUUGCCCAGCACGACGAAGCAGAGUUUAGCGGCGCUCGAGGAAAACGACGAGACAAGGCCAGGCGUGUCCUUGUGGGAGUUGGGGCAGGCUAGCUCGCUGCUGCUGCAUGCUCUGUAG